Messenger RNA from Loxodonta africana (African savanna elephant), 1233 nucleotides. RefSeq names its product emerin (gene EMD). Gene Ontology annotation, molecular function: actin binding; beta-tubulin binding; cadherin binding. The transcript has 6 exons. Gene Ontology annotation, biological process: negative regulation of canonical Wnt signaling pathway. Lineage: Eukaryota; Metazoa; Chordata; Mammalia; Proboscidea; Elephantidae. The record is from RefSeq and is a predicted model, not a curated record. Bases 102 to 872 code for a protein of 256 amino acids. Gene Ontology annotation, cellular component: spindle; nuclear inner membrane; nuclear envelope.
CCUCCUCCCCCGCCGCGCCCCGAGGCAGCCUUUGCUCAGCGUCGCCGGGCCGGCCUGCCCUCAGGCCUUCGCCGCUGCUCGGGCUCCGUGCCGGCAGCGCCAUGGACGACUACGCGGUUCUGUCGGACGCGGAGCUGGUCGCCAUGCUACGCCAGUACAACAUCCCGCACGGACCCGUCGUGGGCUCCACUCGCAAGCUCUAUGAGAAGAAGAUCUUCGAGUACGAGACCCAGAGGCGGAGACUUUCGCCCCCGAACUCGUCCGCCUCCUCGUUCUCCUAUGGGUUCUCGGAUUUGGAUUCAACAUCUGAGGACUCGGAUAAGUACGAUCUGCCCAAGAAAGAGGAUGCCUUACUAUACCAGAGCAAGGGCUCUAAUGAUGACUACUAUGAGGAGAGCUACUUGCACACCAGGACUUAUGGGGAGCCUGAGUCAGUGGGCACAUCCAAGAACUUUCGGGAGCCCAUGGCUUCGCUCUCAGAUGCUGAAAGUUUUCGCCGUCAGAUGCGUGAAGACAAUCUUUUCACUUCCGAAGAGGAGGGCAAGGAUAGGGAAUGUCCCUCGUAUGCCAGGGACAGUGCCUACCAGAGCAUCGCGUACUACCGCCCCAUCUCGAGCAUCUCCAAGGGUACCCUGGGCCAACCCUAUUAUCCUACCACCUCCUCCACCUCCUCCACCUCCUCAUCUUCAUACUCUCCACCUUCGUGGCUCGCCCGCCGUGCCAUCCGGCCAGAAAAGCAGGUCCCGGGAGCCAGUCUGAGUCAGGACCGCCAGGUCCCUCUCUGGGGCCAGUUGCUCCUGUUCGUGGUCUUUGCUGCCUUCCUAGUCUUCGUUUACUAUUCGAUGCAGGCAGAGGAUGGCAACCCCUUCUAGGUGGAUCCCUGAGGGCCUGGCCUCUGAGCCAGCCCUUCUCAGAAGUUCUGGCUCCACUGCCAUAGUGUUCUGCUGGGGGCGGGGGGUGGGGCUAACCUGUGUGUUCCAGCUGGGCUGGGCCUGGCCCAGAUCAGUGCUUUGACCCCUGCCUCAUCCUGCCAGGGAGGCAGCAGGCCUUUCCCCAGAGCCUGCUUCUCUCUGCCUUUAGGGCUCUGGGCAGGCACAACCCUGCUCCUUCAGAGAAUACUGUCGUUGUCACCAUGCAUGCCUCCUGUUCAGCAUAACCUUCAGGGUGAGGGAUUAGCGGAAGGCAGCCUGACUUGGUUUUUGUGAACACACAAUAAAAAGACUUUAUUUUUAA